CUAUCCCUGUCUCCUCACACUUCCUCUUCUACCAAAACCAUGUCGAUUCCGUAACCUCAUUCCACUGUUUCCCUCUCCUGAAGACAGAUGAACAACUCCUGCUUCUCUCUCUUCCUCUUGGUCUCUGUUUCUUGGUUUCUUCAUGUUUCCUCUAAUGGCGGAGACGCUGAAAUCUUGAUCCGCGUCAAGCAGGCCCGACUCCGUGACCCGGAUGGGAAGCUACUCGACUGGGUCAUCGCCGGAGAUGAACCUAGUCCUUGUAACUGGUCGGGGAUUGCUUGCGACCUGAGAAACGGUACGGUCACCAAGAUCGAUCUCUCCGGGUUCGGUCUCUUUGGCGGGUUCCCGUACGGAUUCUGUCGGAUCCGUACACUAAAGAAUCUCACUCUCUCCGAUAACUAUCUCAACGGUACGUUUGCUUCUGAGUCUCUCUCCCUCUGCUCCCACCUCCACGUCCUCAUUCUCACGGCCAAUUCUUUCUCUGGGAGGUUGCCGGAUUUUUCCCCGGAGUUUCGUCAGUUACGUGUUCUCGAAUUGGAGUCUAACGAUUUCUCCGGAGAGAUUCCAGAGAGCUACGGGCGAUUUCGCGCUCUGCAAGUUCUCAACCUGAACGGGAAUGAACUGAGUGGCACGUUACCUGCGUUUCUGGGGAAUCUGACCGAGUUGACUCGGCUUGAACUCUCUUAUAUCCCCUUCAAGCCUGGUCCGAUCGCGUCGAGCAUAGGGAACCUGACGAAGCUUGCGUAUCUCCGGUUGUCGAAUUCGAGACUCGUCGGAGAAAUUCCGGAGUGGAUCGGGAAUCUGGUUUCGCUCACGAAUCUCGAUUUGGCCACUAACAACCUCUCCGGGAAAAUUCCAGAUAGUAUUGGACGACUCAGUUCGAUUUAUCAGAUUGAGCUCUAUGAGAAUUUUUUGUCCGGCGAGAUACCUGAGAGUAUCGGGAAUUUAACAACUCUGAGGAACUUCGACGUGUCGGAGAAUAAUCUCACCGGGAAAGUGCCGGAGAAGAUCGCGGCGCUGCGGUUAUCCUCUUUCAAUCUCAACGACAAUUUCUUCACCGGAGAAAUACCAGAGGUAUUGGCUUUGAAUCCUAACUUGGUUCAAUUGAAGAUCUUCAACAACAGUUUCAGCGGAAAUUUACCAGAAAAUCUCGGCAGAUUCUCCGAGUUGGAAGAAUUCGAUGUCUCGUCGAACGGUUUCACAGGCGAAUUGCCUCCGUAUCUCUGUCACAGAACAAAGCUUCGGCGAGUAAUCACUUUCAACAAUCAGUUCUCCGGCAAGUUACCUGAAUCGUAUGGAGAUUGCCAAUCGCUUAGUUACGUUCGAAUGGCCGAUAAUCAGCUCUCCGGUGAAGUGCCUAUCAAGUUUUGGGAACUAUCGCUGGUUCGUCUCGAACUAACCAACAACCGAUUCGAAGGUACGAUUCCUCCAUCGUUAUCCAAUGCUCGUCAUCUCGGUCAGCUCGAUGUCUCCGGCAACAACUUUUCCGGUCCGAUUCCGGCAAAAAUAUGUGAUCUCCGGGACAUCACACUCAUCGAUAUCAGCCGCAACCGUUUCUCUGGUACUCUCCCAUCCUGUAUCGCGGAGAUGCGUAAGCUAGAGAGAGUAAACAUGCAGGAGAAUCUUCUCGGAGGGGAGAUUCCGAGUUCGUUGAGUUCGUGGACCGAGUUGACCGAAUUGAACCUCUCCAACAACCGUUUCCGCGGCGUGAUACCGCGGGAACUCGGUGACUUGCCGGUGUUGACAUAUCUCGAUCUUUCGAACAAUGAAAUCACCGGCGAGAUUCCGGCGGAGCUGACCAAGCUGAGGCUGAACCAAUUCAACGUCUCCAACAACAGACUGUACGGCAGAAUUCCUUCUGGAUUUCAACAAGAUAUUUUCGUAUCGAGCUUUUCCGGUAACCCGAAUCUCUGCGGCUCCGAUUUGGAUCCGAUUCCGCGGUGCCAUUCUAAACCCAGAACGUCAUAUAUUCUCGCCAUUGCCUCCAUCUGCAUCGUGAUCCUCAUCGGUUCUUUGGCUUGGUUAUUCAUCAAAAUCAAACCUUUAUUGCAUAGAACAAAGCACCGUACCUACAAAGUAAUCACAUUUCAGCGGGUAGGGUUCACGGAGCAAGACAUAUUCCCGCAUUUAACCAAAGAUAACAUAAUCGGGUCGGGUGGGUCUGGUCUGGUCUACAGAGUGGACCUGAAGUCGGGUCAAACGCUAGCGGUGAAAAAGCUUUGGGCGGAACCGGGUCGGAAACCGGAGUCCGAAUCCGUAUUCAGAUCCGAGGUGGAUACGUUGGGUCGGGUCAGACACGGCAACAUCGUGAAGCUCCUCAUGUGCUGUAGCGGCGAGGAGUCUCGGAUCCUGGUGUACGAGUUCAUGGAGAACGGCAGCUUGGGUGACGUUUUACAUUUGGAGAAGGGACGCCGUGCCGUUUCACCACUUGACUGGACGACACGGUUUUCGAUAGCGGUAGGCGCGGCUCAGGGACUCGCUUAUCUACACCACGACUGCAUGCCGGCGAUUGUACACCGUGACGUGAAGAGCAAUAACAUAUUACUGGACAGCGAUAUGAGGCCACGUGUCGCUGAUUUCGGAUUGGCCAAGCCGUUGACCUCCGAAGACCGCGGAGAUGGAGAUGGAGAUGCUCCCAUGUCAAGAAUCGCUGGAUCCUACGGCUACAUUGCACCCGAGUAUGCGUAUACGCUGAAAGUGAACGAGAAGAGCGACGUGUACAGUUUUGGCGUGGUACUACUCGAGUUGAUCACGGGAAAAAGACCAAACGACCCUUCGUUCGGGGAGAACAGUGACAUUGUGAAAUUUGCAAUGGAAGCUGCAUUGUCAUACUCUUCUUCCUCGUCGCCGGUGGGAGCGAAUUGGGAUUCACGGGGACAUUUUCGAGAUCUAAGCAAGCUCGUAGACAAGAGGAUGAGCCCUUCUGCGAGCGAAUACAAGGAGAUGGAGAAAGUCGUAGACGUUGCGCUUCUCUGUACGUCGUCGUUUCCCAUCAACAGACCUACCAUGAGGAGAGUGGUCGAGUUGCUCAAGGAGAAGGAGAAGAAACCGGUUUCUACAGUCGAAUGAUACGGUGCCGUUUUCAUCUGGUUCUGGGCUUUGUUUUUCUUGCUUUUGGGUUUUUGGGCUUUAUAUAUAUGUUUAGAAUAGAGCCAUAGAAAUAUUAUUUUAGAAGCAAAUUAUGUCCUCUUGUUGUUCAGAGCUCUUGAAGUGUAAAAUAUCUAAAUUAAUGAGUUUACAUGCUCUGAA
Molecule: messenger RNA, 3249 nt
Organism: Tarenaya hassleriana
Lineage: Eukaryota; Viridiplantae; Streptophyta; Magnoliopsida; Brassicales; Cleomaceae
Product: LRR receptor-like serine/threonine-protein kinase HSL2
Exons: 2
Coding region: 88-3069 (993 amino acids)
Biological process (GO): protein phosphorylation
Molecular function (GO): receptor serine/threonine kinase binding; ATP binding; protein kinase activity
Source: RefSeq, a predicted model, not a curated record